CACGAUCACGUGAAAUCUGAACAUGUAGCGCGUCCGAACAGAGUCUAUUUGGCACGCAGGCCCUUCGGUUCCUCCCUGACGUCAAUCCGAAUCACUCAACUACUGAGUAACCAGGUUCUGCGAGGCUCUUGUAUUUCGCUCUCCAAUAUGCCUGCAAACAGUGCCGAUAGCACUGAUCCCUCAGCAGCUAAAACCGAUCUACAAGGAUUGAACUGGCGGAACAUCACUUUGGUCAUUUGUUUCACCCAGCCCGCGCAACACAGCGAGAAUGGACCAACUAUUUCAUCAAUCGCCUCCAAACCAAUCAAAAAUGAGUACGGGUACGGUGUCGAACCCGAUGAUGUAUGGCUUGUCAACUCCAUCAAAACUUGUAUUGCUCAGAUCGAAGAGGAGAUGGACUUGGAGGCGGAACUUGAGGAAGUGAACCCACGAUCUACUAAGAGCAAUGUCCCGAUACACUCACCUACUACGCCAAUGUACAUUGACGUACAUUUCAAAUACUACUGCCGCGCGCGUAUGUCAGAGACCGAGUGGUUCUACUCACUCGGGUACAAGAUCCAACGCCGCCCACCUGCGACAGCGGGCGAUCCAGAUGCCAUCGAUGAAGAGCUUGGCCAGGGUGGUCCCCAAGAUGUGCACGUGCACAAUGGGUGGCAGUCCAUAUGCUGGGUGGAGUUGUACAAGGAAGGAGUUAUGGACGUGUAUGAAACGUUAUUUGGAGAAUUGGAGAGACCUGCUACGACUGAUGCAGAGGCCAUGCUUGCAUACCGACGAUCGCUCGUAAAGGGCAAACGCUUGCUCCUCGCUGCUGUCGGGCUUUCAUACGAGGUCGCAUGCACUGACCAUGAAAUUGAUGUGGAACCACGUGACUUGAUGCUUGAAGGGCUGAGCGACAGACUCAGAUGGGUCGGGCGGGGGAUACGCAAUGCAUGUGGCCUCCGGCUCACCAGAGAUGCAGAAGGAUUAUGAGUCCAGCGAUCAUGGGGAAGGGAAGGAUGAGGAAAUGGAUGAUG
Molecule: messenger RNA, 1013 nt
Organism: Suillus subalutaceus
Lineage: Eukaryota; Fungi; Basidiomycota; Agaricomycetes; Boletales; Suillaceae
Exons: 5
Coding region: 148-969 (273 amino acids)
Source: RefSeq, a predicted model, not a curated record